AGAUGGAAACAGCGGCGAUGAUUCCGUAUGUUUUGACCGAGGAGGGGAGUGAAGAGAAGAAUACGAACCCUCUCGUUUCUCGCUCAUGCGUAGCUUCGCCGUAAGCUGCGAAUGGAGCUUCGAGUCUUCGACCCCACAGGCGCACCACGUCACCGUCCCGCUCUCACGCCGUUGUUCCUAUCUCUUUCGCGCACCUAAAAUUAUCAUUCAUUCAUUUCGUUGUUGACUCUCUCUCUCAUCCCCUCCCCCUCUCUCCCGUCUCUAGGGUUUCCCGUAUUCUCCUCUUCCCUGCUUCUGACUACUCUAGACACAGACCCGAGCGGUCUGAGAAGAUAUUCUUUUUGCCAAUCGAAGACCCGAGUGACCGCUUUCGAUCUUCACUUCCAGGUUCGGAAGCAAGUGGGUCUUUGGAGUUGGUCAGAUUCUUGCUGCCGCCGAGGUUAGAAUCUUGGUCGCGUUCCUACGAUUCAGCUGCUCUUAGCUUUCUGUUUUUGUGGGGUAGAGAUUUGGAUGUUAUGCUCGGGUUGUUAGACUAGUGCUGUCUGGAGCUCAAGUUCGAAUCUUUGCUUGUUGAUUGGGGGAAAGGUAUUUGGAGGCUUUUUGGUUUCUUCGUGGGUGCUUCCGAUAUUGGGGAUAUUUGAAGAUGCGAAGCUGAAUCAAUCUGAUCAUUGAAUACCCAGUGAAAAUGCUAGCUCUUUGGAGUUAUAGCCCUGUUUGUUGUGGCUUAUGAAUGGUUAAACAUCCCGGGAACGGGAGGUUGAUGAGCGAUUGACGAGCGUGUGUGGCUUCUGGUGAUUACAAUUUUGGGAUCUCGAAAAUGGACAGCUCUAGGAACAGGCAGAAUGAUCCUUUGGGUGUGAACAAGAUGGGCAAGAACAUAAAGAAGAGCCCAUUACACCAGCCAAACUUCCCCAACAACAGUAACAGUAACACCACCACCUCCACGAAUAACAACCCAAAUAAUGCCGCCAGGCAACAGCCGCAGCCUCAAGUUUACAACAUCAGCAAGAAUGAUUUCCGCAGCAUUGUUCAGCAAUUGACGGGUUCCCCUUCGCAAGAUCCCUUGCCUAGACCUCCCAACAAUCCCCCAAAAACACCGAGCAUGCGGCUGCAGAAGAUUCGCCCGCCCCCCUUGGGGCCUAUGAACAGGCCCCAUAUUCCCCCUCCUGCUGCAGUUCCUGUGGCUCCGCCUCCAGUUCCCUACAACAGCAGCUUCGUUCGGCCUCCUCAAUAUGGUCAGCCGUCGCCAACACCUUUGCCGCCUAUGGAACCUCGGGACCCAUUUAUGCAGAACACAACCGAUUCUCCUAUCUCUGCAUACAUGCGAUACUUACAGACUUCAAUGUUGGAUCCUAGUCCAACCCAAGCUCCACCUCAUUUUCCGCAUCAAGCUCCAGGCCAAGUUCAGAAUCAUCCACCACAAUCUGGUUUGCUUCACAAUCCUCAUCUUCCUGCGCCAAGAAUGAAUGGUCCAAUGCCACCUAUGACCAAUUUUCCUUCUCCUCAGAUGAAUGGUCCCGCACUUUUGCCCUCUCCGACUUCUCAAUUCCUCCUACCAUCGCCAACCAGUUACUUUAAUUUGUUGUCUCCAAGAUCGCCUUAUCCUUUGCUUUCGCCUGGGUUCCAGUUUCCUCCCCCUUUGACGCCCAACUUUUCGUUUUCACCGGCCACUCAGACAGGGAUUUUGGGCCCAGCUCCUCAGCCACCACCUUCACCUGGGCUUGCAUUUCCGCUGUCUCCUUCAGGUUUCUUUGCAAUCCCAAGCCCAAGGUGGAGGAUGUAAUAGUUUUUCUUGUUUUUGAGCAAAAUUGCGGGCUGCAAGUUCUCCACUGAAGGUCUUUGCAGUGAUGGAUCCGGUGCUUUCGCCACAUAUACUGUGGAUUCAUCUGCUUGUGGAAGCUUCCACUGUGAAAACUUUAUGUAUGAUUGUCAUGUAAGAGGUUCUGUGUAAUUUGAAGUCCUUUUUGUUUAUGUUCAUUUUCUUCACUUUUGCCUGUAUCGACACCCAUUUUGUAGCUUUUUCUUUAUUCCCGGUGACUUGGAUAUAUUAACAGCUGCAAAAGUUUAAUUUAGCUGGUGGACUAGUUCGCUUUAGGUGAUAUAGGAGAUUACAUCAUGCAAAUGGCAAUUUGGCAAUGUGUAGCAUGAAAGAGUCUGACUUCGAUUGAAAUGGAGGUAGGAAUUAGGUCCUGUACUGAGAAGAAUUCCAGUUUAUUGUAAUAAUACUGAUAUAGUCUUUGUUUCCAUG
Messenger RNA from Rhodamnia argentea, 2248 nucleotides. Its product is annotated as protein HAIKU1-like. The transcript has a single exon. Lineage: Eukaryota; Viridiplantae; Streptophyta; Magnoliopsida; Myrtales; Myrtaceae. The record is from RefSeq and is a predicted model, not a curated record. The coding region runs from base 818 to 1783 and encodes 321 amino acids.